GCAGCAUUGCAGAGAGACCACUGUGAAGGCUGCGAGGAGCUGGGGUGGCCACAUUUGUGGAAGCUGCACAAUCUAAAGUUUUCAACUGAAUUUGUGUAACAGAGCUUGGGCUGAGCUCUAAGGGCUGGAUUCCGAGCUGUGUUACAGCAGUGCAGAUCUGGAAUAUAUCCAUUGACUUCAGUGGAGUUAUUUCAGUUUACACAAGAGAGCUCAGAAUCGGAGCCUAAAAGUGGGAUGGAAGAGAACUAAACUGCCUUGGAGCCAGGGCACUGGGGCUGAGAGCUGGGAUAAUUGCACUGAUACAAUGAGCUGGGAGGCUGAAUGCAGAGAUAAUUGCUCUGGAGCAAAUUCCUGAGGCUAGCGAAAAAACGCAAGCAAUGGCCCCCGGGAACAGAGGGAAAGGGAAGAAAGAAGGGAAACAGAAGAAAAAGAAGAAUGUGGCAGAAAAUGAAGUGGAGGAGAAAUACAGGAAAGCAGCCCUGGAGGUCGACAUCCUGAAAGAGCACCUGGCCCUCCAGAGGGAUGUGGCCAGGCAGGUGAAGGCUGACAAAGAAGGACUCAAGCAGAGGCUGCUGGAGCUGGAGCGGGAGCUGGAGAUGUCGCGGGACGACAAGAAAGACAUUUACGAAGAGAUGAUCCGGCAGUAUCAGGAACUCCAGCAGCAGACAGAGACCCGCAUACACCACCUGGAGACCGAGGCGAAGCAGCUCCAGGAGCAGCUCGCAACUUGCCGUGAGGCUAUCCAGCAGGCCCGGGUGGAGAGAGAGCAGGAGCUGGGGAAGAAGGACCGGACCAUCGCAGAGCUGCAGGGCAAAAUUGAUGCCAUGGAGACAGAGUAUGAAAAGAUCCUGCACGGCAGCCUGGACCGAGUCCUUUCCAAGCUGGCAGCUGCCCAGGGCUGCUGGGAGAAGGAAGCCACAGCCAUGCACACAGAGCACAAGGAGAGACUGCGAGAGUUCGGGCUCAAUCCCCUGGAGAUCUAGGGCCCUGGUUUACACUGGGGAAAGGGGCCGUGUGGAUGCCCCAUCAUGGCCAAGCACUAAUCUCCCAGCAGUGGCAGCUGCGAUGGGUUGCCUUGCAGGGCUAGCAGGUAUUCUCCUAACUUGGGGGGGCAAAGGGGGACU
This is a messenger RNA of Dermochelys coriacea (leatherback sea turtle), 1124 nucleotides long. It is a transcript of the gene DRC12, whose product is annotated as coiled-coil domain containing 153. The transcript has 7 exons. NCBI's taxonomy places the organism in Eukaryota, Metazoa, Chordata, Testudines, Dermochelyidae. Bases 378 to 983 code for a protein of 201 amino acids. The record is from RefSeq and is a predicted model, not a curated record.